AUGGCUUAUAUACGCACUCCUACACCCGAUAAAGCAUUUUUCCUCGUUAUACAAUAUCACAUUCAAAAGAUGUCAGAAGUAUUUUGUUGUGGGUGUGAAAGCAAUCUUGUGUUGUACAUAUUUCCUGGUGCUGUUCGCAGCAGCAAAAAGCUGCUUCCGAGACAAUCCGCUCAGGUUUCAUCGAGCAUAAAUUCACAAAAAUUUUGA
Clunio marinus is the source of this 207-nucleotide messenger RNA. Lineage: Eukaryota; Metazoa; Arthropoda; Insecta; Diptera; Chironomidae. The record is from the annotation of a GenBank genome assembly.